AUGACCUUCUUGCAAUUUUCUUUGUUCAGGAAGAAGCAUGCGGUUGUGAUUGUUCACGACGAACGGGGACUGGCGAGACUACUUGGACGGCAAGUUGAGAAACGGAGAGAGUGGGAAUUGGAACCAGAAGAGGGGCUGUUGAGACUUGGACAAGAACAGUAUACGGUGUGCGUCUCUAUCCAUGAAGACGUCCGCCGGAAUGCCUUAGCUGGGCGGAGCCGCGUCCUCCCUUCUUCAAUCCCUAAUCACAUUCCGUUAACGGUAGGACAAGAGUGCCGCUGUAUGCGAAGAAGGGAUGCCGUAGUUGACUUCACAUGA
Molecule: messenger RNA, 318 nt
Organism: Chondrus crispus (carragheen)
Lineage: Eukaryota; Rhodophyta; Florideophyceae; Gigartinales; Gigartinaceae
Exons: 1
Coding region: 1-318 (105 amino acids)
Source: RefSeq, a predicted model, not a curated record